CCGCCCGCCUCGCUGCGCCGCGCUUCCUCUUCUCCUUUUGACUUUACGACUGUGCAGCAUUUGCGACUCCAGAUUCUGCCUCUCCGCCUGACUGUCCACCGCUCUUCCUCGCCCAAAGCCGAUCUCCAACCCAGUUUCUUCCUCGAUAACCUCGCAAAAAUGGGUGGUGCAAGCCGUGAAGGUGGCAAGGCCAAGCCUCUCAAGGCCGCGAAGAAGGCCGCGAAGGACUUGGACGAGGACGACCUCGCUUUCAUGGAGAAGAAGCGCGCCGAGGAGAAGGCUCGCAAGGAGAUGGCCGCCAAGGCCGGCGGAAAGGGACCUCUCAACACCGGUACCCAGGGCAUCAAGAAGAGCGGCAAGAAAUAAAUCGACUGCUGGAUGGGCGGGAUUGCGAAAUAACCAGAAGUCGACGACCGCGCGCGCACACAACAAGAACGGUGCCCGAUUUACCAAAGGCCGGGACCACGGAGGAGCGCUUUUUCUUUUACAUACCUACAACAAGCAUGCAAUGAAAUGAUAUCAAAAGAGUUCUCGAUUCUUGGCGAAACCGCCAUGGAUGAUGCCGGCUACCUUCACUGUUGUUCGUCAUGCUCUGAGGUCUUUUGAAGUGUCAGACUGCAAUUGUGUUGACUCGAGACUCGAAAAUCGGACUCAGGAUCUUCGUUCUUGCAAUUGCAGUGCAACACCCAAAAACUGGAACAGGCGGGGGGCUUUAAACAGUGGAAAUGCGCCCGCGGGUAUUCGUCGUACUUUGCUACUCGUAGCAAAGAUUUGCGCUCGAGAGUCACCUCCCACAGAACCCACCGGCCCUCUCUUC
This is a messenger RNA of Colletotrichum scovillei, 817 nucleotides long. Its product is annotated as putative translation machinery associated TMA7. Lineage: Eukaryota; Fungi; Ascomycota; Sordariomycetes; Glomerellales; Glomerellaceae. The record is from RefSeq and is a predicted model, not a curated record. The transcript has 3 exons. The coding region runs from base 160 to 366 and encodes 68 amino acids.